CAACGCUUAUCGCUCUAGUUCAAAAUGUCAUCAUUUCCAAGAGCAAGAGUUAUCAGAAUUCUUUUAGUAUUCGUGACCAUUUCUGCUUUAUUUGUCGACGGACAAAAAAGUUAUUUUGAUGAAAUCAAAAAUGCAAUGCACAACCUUAAAAGUUUUUUGCAUACUGGGCUUGAUGGGCUUGCUAAGUUGGCCAAAACGAUUCAAGUAGUAGAACAGUUUGUUGACGCAACUAUCGAUGAAGAUUGUGAGCCAUACACGUGUCCAAAAGGAUUUAUCAGAAAAGCAAAUCCUUUGCACAUACCGGAAAGUAAUGGAUGUGGAUCAUUUGGAUAUACGUGGAAAGAAGAGAAACUGCCUUUAAAAGAGUUAGAAGAAUGCUGUCACACCCACGAUUAUUGCUAUGAUGACUGUGGAGCCGAUAAAGAUUUGUGUGACUUGCAUUUUAAAAAGUGCCUCUACAAAGUAUGUUCAAAUCAUGAAGAAGAAUUAUCAUUGCUGUUCAUGAAAGCCUGCAAAGGGACUGCAAAGUUAAUGUACACAGGAACAUUAGCUUUAGGAUGCCAGGCUUAUCGAGAAGCACAGAAUAAGGCCUGUCAGUGCUAUGCAAGAGAUGAAUUCUGAAAAAAAAAUUUUGUGAUGAUAUGCUUAACUAUUAAAUCCAUUGUAAAAAAAUCCUCCAUUUCUAAUCAAAAUUAGAAAUAAUUGAAUUAAAUAAUAAAGUGUUAGUUUUAGGUUUUACAAAA
Molecule: messenger RNA, 743 nt
Organism: Daphnia pulex (common water flea)
Lineage: Eukaryota; Metazoa; Arthropoda; Branchiopoda; Diplostraca; Daphniidae
Product: group XIIA secretory phospholipase A2-like
Exons: 4
Coding region: 25-621 (198 amino acids)
Biological process (GO): phospholipid metabolic process; lipid catabolic process; arachidonate secretion
Cellular component (GO): extracellular region
Molecular function (GO): calcium ion binding; A2-type glycerophospholipase activity
Source: RefSeq, a predicted model, not a curated record